AGCGACGGAGCAGGUAAGCUGAUCAAUCAUGAGUACUGCCAGACCAUUCAGGAUUUGGAGUUAUGACAGGAGUGUGAAGAAGGGAAUCAUUGCUUCCUCCUUGAAUGACCUUGUUCAGAAAGGUAGGGCGAAGGUGGGUAUCUCACCUGAGGAGUCUGUGCGGGUAGUACUAGAGGAAGAUGGUACAGAGAUUGAUGAUGAUGAUUACUUCCUGUUCCUCCCACAUAACACAACACUGAUGCUCCUUACCAGGGAUCAACGCUGGGCAGUGGAAGGCAAAGAGGGUCGAUCAGGACAAGAUGAGCCAGAUUUUAUGUCCAGUAAUGAGGGACAACAAAUAUCUGAAAGGACAAGGGAGCUGAUCACUGGUCUUCAAAGGGACAUAACUCGUCUUAUAGCCUUCUCCAAUGAUGACUUACAGGGUGUCAUUGACCUCAGCGUCCCAGCUUUAGCCAGUCUUCUCCAUGACACAGAAAGUUUCGCGGAGGCAGUACAGGAGGCGUGCCAGCGCCACCUAGAUGAGAGAAUGCAGACAUCUGAGGCAAUGGACCUGCUGCGGUUAUAUCACACGUCCAGACAAAACAGUAAUCUCAUUAUCGGGGAGGAAUCCUCGUCAAAGCGACAAAAAUCUGCAAACACUUGAUCAGAUGAUCAGAGCUAGAAUUAUAUAGUGCCUUCUUAAUUUAAAAGUGCAAUUUCUUUGUGUUUUUGUUUGUGUGUUUAGAACUGUAAUACAAUGUAUUCCAUUUUAACUGUGGAACAGUUGUCAUAUUCGUAUGAUUCACAAUAAGUAUCUAUUAUGUAUUAUAACAAGCAUUCUUAGGCAGCAUUCAUGAUCACCCUAUAUGUAGUCACUAUUGUGAUUGUAAGAAUGUCAGGGGGAUAUUAUAUACGCUUACUUAUGACCGGUGUGGUAACACUCUUGGUCAACUGUAGUUUGUGUGUUUAUUUGCUGGGUUUAUUGCUCCGUGAACAGCAGGGGUCAUUUUAAGGCGUGGUCUCUUUGUAGUAGUUGGUGACAACCUCACUGAACAACAUGCAGCCCAGAGAAAGAAGAGUAAAGUGUCUUGCCAGUGGACACAACCACUACAGCACAAAGUGGCCUGUAUCUCUUCUUACCGAGUAACACAAACUGACAUGGGUAGGGACCGUCAAACCAUGCACCUUGAAUCUUCACUCGAGAUAAUGUGGCUCGCGCUCUAACUGACUGAGCUAUCGUGUGAUGGAGGAGCACUCAUGUUCAACUUUGUGGCAGCACUCGUUAUCACCUGUGACAGCACUCGUUAUCACCUGUGACAACACUUGCUAUCACCUGUGACAACACUUGUGAUCACCUGUGACAACACUUGCUAUCACCUGUGACAACACUUGCUAUCACCUGUGACAACACUCGCGAUCACCUGUGACAACACUUGUGAUCACCUGUGACAACACUCGCGAUCACCUGUGACAACACUUGUGAUCACCUGUGACAACACUCGUUAUCACCUGUGACAACACUCGUGAUCACCUGUGACAACACUCGUUAUCACCUGUGACAACACUCGUUAUCACCUGUGACAACACUCGUUAUCACCUGUGACAACACUCGCGAUCACCUGUGACAACACUCGCGAUCACCUGUGACAACACUCGUUAUCACCUGUGACAACACUUGUUAUCACCUGUGACAACACUCGUUAUCACCUGUGACAACAUUUGUGAUCACCUGACAACACUCGCGAUCACCUGUGACAACACUCGCGAUCACCUGUGACAACACUCGUUAUCACCUGUGACAACACUUGUUAUCACCUGUGACAACACUCAUGAUCACCUGUGACAACACUUGUUAUCACCUGUGACAACACUCAUGAUCACCUGUGACAACAUUUGUGAUCACCUGUGACGGCACUCGUUAUCACCUGUGACAACACUCGCGAUCACCUGUGACAACACUCGUGAUCACCUGUGACGGCACUCGCGAUCACCUGUGACAACACUCAUGAUCACCUGUGACAACACUCGUUAUCACCUGUGACAACACUCGUUAUCACCUGUGACGACACUCGUGAUCACCUGUGACAACACUCGUUAUCACCUGUGACAACACUCGUUAUCACCUGUGACAACACUCGUUAUCACCUGUGACAGCACUCGUUAUCACCUGUGACAACACUCACGAUCACCUGUGACAGCACUCGUUAUCACCUGUGACAGCACUUGUUAUCACCUGUGACAGCACUCCUGAUCACCUGUGACAUCACUCUCGAUCACCUGUGACAGCACUCGAGAUCACCUGUGACAACACUCACGAUCACCUGUGACAACACUCGUUAUCACCUGUGACAACACUCGUUAUCACCUGUGACAACACUCGUUAUCACCUGUGACAACACUCGUUAUCACUUGUGACAACACGUUAUCACCUGUGACAACACUCGCGAUCCUCUGUGACAACACUUAUCACCUGUGACAACACUCGUGAUCACCUGUGACAACACUCACGAUCACCUGUGACAACACUCGUUAUCACCUGUGACAACACUCGCGAUCACCUGUGACAGCACUCACGAUCACCUGUGACAGCACUCGUUAUCACCUGUGACAGCACUCGUUAUCACCUGUGACAACACUCGUGAUCACCUGUGACAGCACUCGUUAUCACCUGUGUCAACACUCGCGAUCACCUGUGACAACACUCGUUAUCACCUGUGACAGCACUCGUGAUCACCUGUGACAGCACUCGUGAUCACCUGUGACAACACUCGCGAUCACCUGUGACAGCACUCGUGAUCACCUGUGACAACACUCGCAAUCACCUGUGACAGCACUCGUGAUCACCUGUGACAGCACUCAUUAUCACCUGUGACAACACUCGUGAUCACCUGUGACAGCACUCACGAUCACCUGUGACAACACUCGUUAUCACCUGUGACAACACUCAUUAUCACCUGUGACAGCACUCGUGAUCACCUGUGACAACACUCGUGAUCACCUGUGACAGCACUCACGAUCACCUUUGACAACACUCAUUAUCAACUGUGACAACACUCGCGAUCACCUGUGACAGCACUCGUGAUCACCUGUGACAACACUCGCGAUCACCUGUGACAGCACUCGUGAUCAUCUGUGACAACACUCGCAAUCACCUGUGACAGCACUCGUGAUCACCUGUGACAGCACUCAUUAUCACCUGUGACAACACUCGUGAUCACCUGUGACAGCACUCACGAUCACCUGUGACAACACUCGUUAUCACCUGUGACAACACUCAUUAUCACCUGUGACAGCACUCGUGAUCACCUGUGACAACACUCGUGAUCACCUGUGACAGCACUCACGAUCACCUUUGACAACACUCAUUAUCAACUGUGACAGCACUCGUGAUCACCUGUGACAACACUCGCGAUCACCUGUGACAGCACUCGUUAUCACCUGUGACAACACUCGUGAUCACCUGUGACAGCAAUCCUUUCACACUGCUGUGAUAUGAAGAAAUACAUUCCUGAUGAUGGUUUCAUAAUAUUUCUGUUUGUUAUGUAUCAGUUUUUUUUUUUGUGAAAACUAUUUUCUAGGUUUUCUCAAGAGUUUUAGAAUAAGUGAAAUGAACAAUGACUGAAUGAAUGUAACUGAUGGUACAGACUUUUGGAUAUAACAGAUUUUACUUCAAAUAAGAUCACUUUAGAAGAUAUAUCAAAGAUAUCUGAAAAACAAUACAGAAAAUAUCUUUUGUACAGGAAUCUCAUAUCAGCUGUUUGUGGAACUAAGAAAUAUACAAUAAGGAAUUAUCUGCUGUGGGCUUAACAGAAAAAUGCAUUUACAGUAGGACUCCAUGUUUAUCAUACAGGGACCAGCAAUACAAUAAAACACAUUUCUCUUGUGCCUAACAUCAGCACUCAUGCAUGAUGUCACAAACUUCUUUAUUUCUGGAUGCCUCCCAUGGGAUAUGUAUUUUAAUGGGGUAGCCCUAAGAGUUAUUUUUAGAAUUAUAAUUACAUUCCAUUGAGUACAUGCUAACCCGAUAGUUUUUCUGUACAGACAAUUUUGACAGUUUGUUUUCUGUACAGACAAUUUUGACAGUUUGUUUUCUGUACAGACAAUUUUGACAGUUUGUGUGUAUCACAGUCGUUCUGAUGUACCUGUGUUGUGCCAUAUUCAUUUGUAACCUACAUGUAUAACAUUGCAUAUUUUUAAAAUGUCGUGUCAUAUCUACAUAUCAAUUUCAAAGAUGAUUAGAUAUAUUUAUGCAAAUAAAUUGUUGAUUUACUAGUAGCAGAAAUGAAAUUCAAGAAAUCUAUUGUGAUGUUAGCUUGAAUGUAGUUAUUACAGAAAUAUCAACAUGGAAGCCUCCUGUUCGGUCGAUGUAUUUUUUUGGAAUAGCAUACUAAAAACUUAAUGUGACUGUAAGACCUAUUCAGGGAUAAACUGUUUUAUGCUAACUCCGUCUGUCCUUUUGUAUGUCCGUCACUGCAAUAUAUAGUCUUUAAGGGACCGUGGAACCAAAUGAUUUCCUAUAGAAGAUAGUGUUAACGUUUACCACUGUCCUGCUUUAAUGGAGUUUUCAACUCUGGUCCACUAAUUAAUAAUUUUGAAGAAUGACAUCUCACACCUGUAAAUUAAAUAUUUAAAAAUUCUACUAAUUUGAACUUUUUCUAUAUGGGGGCCACCAUCUUGUAUUGAAAUCAGCACCAAAAGUUCACCUAAAUUUACAACAAAUUACACACUUAAUGAACUCCCCCAGACAAAAACAGACUGGAACAAAAUUUUAUUUUAUUUUAUAUAUUUUACAUCUACAUAUAUUGCCCAGCCCACACAUAAAAUUUUGGAAAUUUAUCUCACCUGGAUACCCAAUCAGUAGGCCCCGACACAUUCACCUUCCUAUUAAAUCUUCUGCCCAAACGGGGAAAACCCACAAUCUAUUUUUUAUUUGGUUCUGUGGUCCCUUAAGGACAUUUUUUUAGGUCAGAUGCAACUUUCAUCAGUUUUGAGAAUUCUUUGGUAAUUUGUUGUCUUUGUUUUUAGUGUAUCUGUCCUUCCUAUUCUAGGCUUUUAUAUUUUAUAAUAAAUCACCAGACAAAAGA
Molecule: messenger RNA, 5063 nt
Organism: Pecten maximus
Lineage: Eukaryota; Metazoa; Mollusca; Bivalvia; Pectinida; Pectinidae
Product: DNA fragmentation factor subunit alpha-like
Exons: 6
Coding region: 29-643 (204 amino acids)
Biological process (GO): apoptotic process; regulation of apoptotic process
Source: RefSeq, a predicted model, not a curated record